CGGAUAUAUGUUCGGGCGAGGAGAACGCACCCUGUUUCUGCCUUUCACACCAUCAUCCUUCGAGGUCGAAUUGAGAACCCCGCAGUUUUCAUACCCCACAUGCUCACCUGAGUCAAGGGGAAGAGAAGAGCGUCGUACGAUAAUUUUCCGUCCAUGCCGUGCUUCACGGAUAUGUUGAAUUUUAAGAUAGAAAUACUCCCCUCUCUUAUUCCUACCGAGACCCCACCUACUCUUCUUCUCAAUUCUCCUUUGGUAUUUUAGUGACUCUUCACUAUGUCUGCAGCAGAAUCAAACCCCCCAUUCGACUCCAUCCUCAUAGUCGGUGCUGGCCCUUCGGGGUUGCUUCUUGCACUUCUCUUAGCCCGACAGCUUCCAAAGAUAGAGAUCACACUUGUAGAUGCCAAUGAUGGUCUCGAUACUCGACCCCGAGCAACCCAUUAUGGUCCUCCGGCUGCUUACGAACUUCGUCGCGCAGGAAUCAUCGAAGAUGUCAAAUCUCAAGGCUUCAUCCCGAAGAAGGUGUGUUGGCGAAAAUUAGAUGGGACAUAUCUCGCCGGUCUGGACGGCAGCGUCAUGGAGGGAAUUACAGAGGACAGAUUAGUGUGCUUGCCUCUUGACCGGCUCGGGAAAAUUUUAGUAGAUCAUCUAAAGUCGCACCCUAAUGUCAGCAUCAAAUGGGGACACAAUGUGACUGGUUUGGGAGAAGAUGCAGAAAGAAGUAAAGCAUGGGUAGAUGUGGACAUAAAGGACCAGUCCAGCACUAGAAGAUUCGAAGCUGACUACGUUGUUGGAUGUGAUGGUGCCAAUAGCCAAGUUCGGAGGACCUUAUUCGGAGAUCUAAAUUUCCCGGGUCGAACAUGGGAUGAGCAGGUGGUUGCAACCAAUGUCUACUAUGAUUUCGAUAAAUUCGGAUAUGAAGAUUCUCAAUUUCACAUCCACCCCGAACAUUGGUAUAUGGCCGCGCGGAUUACCAGAGAUGGGAUGUGGCGUGUAUCUUACGGAGAGCUAGUCGGGCUCAGCCCAGAGGAGCUGAUUGCGCGGCAGCCGACGAAGUAUGAGGUAAUGCUACCCGGACAUCCGAAACCACAUGAGUAUAGGAUUACCAAUAUUGGACCCUACAAGAUACAUCAGAGGUGUGCCGAGAAGAUGAGGGUCGGGAGGUUCCUCCUAGCCGCUGACGCUGCACACCUCUGUAAUCCUUUUGGUGGGUUGGGUUUGACAGGGGGUAUAUGUGACAUUGGCUCGUUGCACGACUGUCUUAUUGCGAUGUAUGAGGGGAAGGCGGACGAUUCGAUUCUUGACGUCUACGACGAAGUGAGGCGACAGAAAUGGAGAGAGUUAAUCGACCCAAUCUCAUCGGACAAUAUUCGAAGGCUAUUUGGCCAAGAUCCAGAAGUAGCUCUAGAGAAUGACGAGUUCCUGAAGAUGUGUAAACGGACGGAGAUUGAUAUCGAGUUUGCACGCCAAGUGCAGAGCGGCAUGGACGCGUUGCGGUACGAUUUUACCCCCCAUUUCAAAGAGAACGUGACAAGAGGGCCGCAUGUUGAGCAAGCGGUGAAGGGCGAGGCCCAUAUCGCAGUCGGGGCGGUUUCUGGAGUCAUAGACUGAGAGCCAGGAGCCCUUGUUGCCGUCGCCUUCAUUCUUAGAUUGGACCUGGGGGUAUCGGACAAGCCUUGGAUGUUGUAAAGACCUUGUUAGAUCGAUCGAUUCCUUCAGGGCUCUAUGUAAGAAACGUGCGCGGAGUUCGUGAGCACUAUCUCAGACUAAGGUAACAUAGUGGAGGAACUAGAGAUUUUUGAGUCUUCUAGGGUUGAGUUUGGAGACUUUCCCUUUUCUAUAUUGAAUAUAGUUAUUUCUUGUACC
Messenger RNA from Lindgomyces ingoldianus, 1863 nucleotides. RefSeq names its product FAD/NAD(P)-binding domain-containing protein. Gene Ontology annotation, molecular function: FAD binding; oxidoreductase activity. Gene Ontology annotation, cellular component: mitochondrion. Lineage: Eukaryota; Fungi; Ascomycota; Dothideomycetes; Pleosporales; Lindgomycetaceae. The record is from RefSeq and is a predicted model, not a curated record. The coding region runs from base 274 to 1608 and encodes 444 amino acids. Gene Ontology annotation, biological process: ubiquinone biosynthetic process. The transcript is spliced from 4 exons.